AUGGAUGAAAAGGAUUUUCCCUCAACAACGGAUCCCUCUAGCUAUUAUAGUAAUUCUGAUAAAACUUCAGACAAAGACCCAGAGGAAAUUAUUUCUAAAACAGAUAUAAAAGAAAAUCAUGAAUACAAAUAUAAGCUCUAUGCAUUUGUUAUUAUAUCAUUAUUACAAAUAUUUGUAAAUUUCAAUAUCGGAGCAGUGCCUAUAAUGGUGAACUGGAUUCAGGAACCAUACAAUUUUACUAGUACAGAACUGGGUAUAAUGGGAUCACUUCCAUACGGAGGUUAUCUUAUCUUUUCUCUAUUUGUUUCACACAUAUUAUUUAAUUAUAGUACAAAAAAGUCAAUAACGGUUGGGUUGUUUUUCAAUCUUUUAUCAUUGGUCAUUUUUGCGCUUUCAGUGAACAAGUAUAUGUUUUUCUUUUCUAAUUUUUGUAUUGGUGCAUCACAAUCUGCAUUUUCAACUUAUUAUCCUAUAUGGGUUGACACUUUUGCUCCAAAAUUUCACAGAAAUCUCUGGAUGUCAAUAUUACAGGGAGGAGCUUUUACGGGUUCCAUACUAGGUUAUGUUGCUACAUCACUAUAUUCGUAUGCUGGGGAUAACGGAUGGCGAUACAGUAUUCUUACUCAAAUUAUAUUUGGUUCAGUUUUAACAAUUUUGUUUUAUUUUAUUCCUAAGGAAUUUGUAAACUUUGAUCCUUCUAGGGAUGAACAUCUGGAUUUUGAUCUUUGUACUUGUAAUAAAUCAAAUUCAAAUACGGCAGAAAUGGAUAGUACUAACAAAAGUGUUUGUUUAUCCAAUACAUGUGAUGAUUUAUCAGAGAUUUGUUAUUAUAAAUUAAGACGUUAUACUGUUAACAUUGUUUUAUCUAAGGCCUCUACAUUAGCCAUAAAAAAUAACCAACUUAUUGAAAGAGUUUAUUCUACUUUUCAUAAUUCGAUCAAUAAAUCCGAAUAUUCUAAAUGCAAUAAAUGUUUUAUAAACAAUGUUAAAUUAUAUCAAGAAACGAUGAAUGUAAAAAAACUUUCAGUAUGGUCAAAAUUUAAAUUAUUAAUUAAACAGCAUGUAUAUAUUUUAACUUGUAUCGCAAUGUCUGCAUUAUAUUUUGUGGUUUCCGGAAUUAAUUUUUGGAUGACAAAAAUUGGUGUAGAUCAUAUUGGAAUAAGUGAAAGAACGUUUUAUUUCAUAUUUACACUUCAAGUAUCAACAGGAAUGUCAUUCGGAAUAAUUAGUGGAUCAUACCUAAUUGAUCAAAUUAUUUAUCAUUACCCUGAACAUCCACUUUUAGUUGAUAUUGUUCUUAUUAUCUAUACAACAUUUGCAAUAUUUUUUGGAAUUAUACUUAUUUUAUUUCAAAUUCCAAUUGUUUAUGGGUUUUGCAUCUUCAUUUUAAUAUUUAGUGGAGCUUCAAUCGUUCCUACCUUAGUAUUACAGUCGGUUGCUUAUCUUCCAUACAAUUUAAAACCAGUUGGUUCACUAUUUUUUAUGUGUCAAUAUCAAAUAUUCGGUUAUAUGUUUGGAAUUAUUAUGCCAGGAGUUGCAAAAGAUAUCUUUAACAGUUACACUGCCGCUCUUUGUGUUAUUUACCUACCUGGCUUUAUUACACUCUUUUCUUUACUUUCCAUCUUCUAUAUUAAAUUGAAUAAAAUUAAAACAAAAAAGUUAAAAAUUAAAUGUUAA
Messenger RNA from Theileria annulata, 1677 nucleotides. RefSeq names its product integral membrane protein family I, putative. Gene Ontology annotation, cellular component: membrane. Bases 1 to 1677 code for a protein of 558 amino acids. Gene Ontology annotation, biological process: transmembrane transport. Gene Ontology annotation, molecular function: transmembrane transporter activity. The record is from RefSeq and is a predicted model, not a curated record. The transcript has a single exon. NCBI's taxonomy places the organism in Eukaryota, Apicomplexa, Aconoidasida, Piroplasmida, Theileriidae.